AUGGGGGUGGUAAAGGUCAAUGUUGAUGGGGCAUUCCAUCACGCUUCCAGGAAGGGUGGUUUGGGUUUUGUUUUUAGAAAUGAGAAUGGAAUAAUGCUGGGUGGUGGCGCCUGGCCCUUGAGCGGGUUGAAUUCCCCAGAACAUGCUGAAAUUUUGGCAUGCAAGGUUGCUUUAGAGUUUGCGGAGGUUCAUGGUUUUGGACCCGUUCUUCUAGAGACUGAUGCUUUGGAGGUUCAACGUCAACUUUCUUUGCAUGACUCUGUCAAUUUAUCAGGGCUAGGCAGAAUAUAUGAUGAUGUUGUGGCUCUCUUGGAGGCUCAGAGUGUUAUCCAGGUGACUCAUGUAGGUAGGAAAGGUAAUGGGGUAUCACAUUUGUUGGCUAACCAUGCUUGUUCUAUUAGACAGAAUGUUUUUUAUUUAUCAACUCCAGAAUUUUUACAAGCUGCAAUUGCAGCUGACCUUUGUACUGUGUAA
This is a messenger RNA of Rosa rugosa (rugosa rose), 474 nucleotides long. RefSeq lists its product as uncharacterized. Bases 1 to 474 code for a protein of 157 amino acids. The record is from RefSeq and is a predicted model, not a curated record. Lineage: Eukaryota; Viridiplantae; Streptophyta; Magnoliopsida; Rosales; Rosaceae. Gene Ontology annotation, molecular function: nucleic acid binding; RNA-DNA hybrid ribonuclease activity. The transcript has a single exon.